This is a messenger RNA of Echinops telfairi (small Madagascar hedgehog), 963 nucleotides long. Its product is annotated as heat shock transcription factor, X-linked member 3. The transcript is spliced from 3 exons. NCBI's taxonomy places the organism in Eukaryota, Metazoa, Chordata, Mammalia, Afrosoricida, Tenrecidae. Gene Ontology annotation, biological process: regulation of DNA-templated transcription. Gene Ontology annotation, molecular function: sequence-specific DNA binding; DNA-binding transcription factor activity. Bases 1 to 963 code for a protein of 320 amino acids. The record is from RefSeq and is a predicted model, not a curated record.
AUGGAUCAUCAGGCAACCGGAGAGAAUUACCAAGUUGGUGAUGAGGACAGCAUCGAGUGGUGGCAAGACAUUGAUCAAGGUAGCAGAGAGACUUACCAAAUCAAUGAUGAGGGCGGCAGUGGGAGGUGCCAAGUCAACCUGGACAGAGGUAGUGUUGACCAGGGUUCAAUCAUCUUUGCUGGGGAGAAGGAGAUCCAAUUGCUGCGGUUGCCCUUCCCCAGAAAGCUAUGGAUGCUGGUGCAGAGCGAAGCCAUCCAGUCAGUGCGCUGGAACCGUGACGGAACCUUGGUCAUCAUCGAAGAGAAGCUCUUCCAGCAGGAAGUCCUGGACCGUCAGUGUAAAGAGCGAAUCUUUCAGACCAAAACCAUGCAGGCCUUCUUUAGGCAGCUCCGCCUGUACGGGUUCUUCAGGAUGCGCAGGUCCAUCGCCGGAGGCAGGAGGUUGAUGAUCUAUUGGAACCCCAACUUCAAGAGGGGCGAGCCUUUGCUGCUGAACAACAUCCAGAGAAAACAGUGGUGUAGGAGGCAGAAGCCUAGUACAGUGCCGGCCCCCACCAAGGCCCCACUGGACAUGAAGAAGAUGGCUGUGCCAACUAGACAUUCCCUGAGCAUCGUGCCAAAGGGAGGGGCCACCCCAGCAGAUCCCAUGCAGGCCCCCAGUGGCUUGGUUCCCAACUCCCCUCAAGCCUCUACAUUGUCUAGUGUCUGGUCCUUGAACAGAGAGCCUGGGAGCCCGGGGACCCAACCUGAUCCCACCGAGCUCCCCAUGCCCACCGGGGAGGGUACCUCCAGCACCUUUGGGCCCCUACCCAGAUCAGAGCCUAUAGGGGCAGCAGAGCCGUGUAUUGAGACGCUGGUGUACCCCGACUACGAGUCGUUCAUGACCAUGUACACCACCUGCUACUCAAUCCCCCUGGAGGCCCUGACCACCUUGGCCUCUCAUAACCCCCCGGGCCCACUGUAG